Messenger RNA from Thalassophryne amazonica, 1785 nucleotides. RefSeq names its product perilipin 3 (gene plin3). The record is from RefSeq and is a predicted model, not a curated record. The transcript has 8 exons. Lineage: Eukaryota; Metazoa; Chordata; Actinopteri; Batrachoidiformes; Batrachoididae. Bases 158 to 1441 code for a protein of 427 amino acids. Gene Ontology annotation, cellular component: cytosol; lipid droplet. Gene Ontology annotation, biological process: positive regulation of triglyceride storage; lipid storage.
UUGAUUUAACUGGUUCAAAGUUCAAAGUUCACUCUCCGCCUUCUUGCCCAAAGUGGAAGCGGUUCCGUCCUCACGACAGAGUUGUUGGAGGCGUUGAGCAGCUUGUUCCAGGUCGCAGAAAGACAGCAGCAACACACUGAGAUUGAAUCCAGUACUCAUGAUGGCAGACAAUGAGAAAAUUGAGAAUACUGCAGCUGCCGCAGCAGAACCAACUGCUGAAGACCAGGAGAAUGUUGUUUCACGAGUGACCCAUUUGCCCCUGGUCAGUUCAACUUGUGAGGCGGUGUCACACGCAUACACUAGCACCAAAGAAAGUGUACCGAUGCUGAAAGGGGUAAUGGAUGCAGCAGAGAGUGGAGUGCGAACCCUCGGUGCAGCAGCCACCACCAGUUCCAAGCCGAUUCUUGACUUUCUAGAGCCACAACUUGCUGCAGUAAAUGAUUAUGCCAUGAAAGGACUGGAUAAAAUGGAAGAAAAGUUGCCCAUUCUUCACCAACCAGCAGACAAGCUGGUGUCUGACACGGUGGGCAUGGUUUACCAAUCAGUGACAGGGGCCAAAGAUGCAGUGAUGGGAGCUAUGAUGGGUGGCAUGGAGAAGACCAAGGCAGCCGUCAGUGGUGGCUUCAACACUGUCCUAGGCACCAGAGUGGGACAGAUGGUCAGCAGUGGGGUGGGCCUGGCCCUCAGCCGAUCUGAGAACUGGGUUGACCAGAACCUACCACUCACUGAGAGAGAGCUGGCUGCUGUGGCUGAACCUGCAACAGGUGAGGUCACAACCACACCGACCAGUCCCAGUUACUUUGUCCGUCUGGGGAAACUUUCUGCCAAGGUGCAGGAGCGAGCCCUGGAGCAAUCUCUGGUCCGUGCACGACACGCUAGGGAUGCUACCUACGCUUCAAUGGCUCAGAUCACAAGUACGCUGGAUUUGCUGGAGAAGGCCAAAACCAGUUUGGGUACAACAAGCAGCCACGUAGAAAGCGCUUCAGAGCAGCUGCUGCAGAGAUGGAGAAAGUGGAGGCAGGAGCAGGUUGUAACUCAACAGCCUGAGACGGAUCCAGAUGGUAGCAAAGAUGAGAGUGAGGAGCUGGAAUGGCGGGUUCUGACCAUGGUGCGUGGUCUGAGUGACAAUCUGCGAUCAGCCUGCUCCAGCGUGGUGUCAAGCGCACAAGGUUUGCCCGGUGCAAUCCAGGACCAGCUCACCAAUGCACGACUAUCAGCUGAAGAACUGCACUUGUCUCUGGGGAACACCAGCACCAUUACACCCCUCCUUCUGGAGAAGAGCCGUCAUCAUCUGACCCAGGUGCGACACUCUGUGGAUGGCGUCAUGGACUAUCUCCUCAAUAACGUGCCACUCAACUGGCUGGUGGGACCGUUUGCCCCUCAGAUCACUGAGCGUACGAACGAUGAUACACCAGUGGAGCAGACAGCCUCGCAGAGCUAAACUUCUGUUUUCUAUCACCACGAGUUAAAAUAACUUUAUGGCAGAAGACUGGACAGAUAUUGAGCUGGUCCAGCAAAGAAUAACAAAUGAAAGCAAUCUUAAAUUCAUGCAAUUGUUUCUUUAGGACAUACCAUUAAGUGUUAAGAUUACUGAUAUGUGGUAGUGUUGUUUUUUUUUUUUUUUUUUCUCAUUUUUAAGUCAGUGGAAUUCAGUUAUAACUAAACAUGCUAUGGCUUCAGUGUAUGCACUUGUGCAGUUAUUCAUUCUCCUGGAAGAUUUUUUUUUAAUCACAUCAGUGUUUAUGCCUGCACAUCUUUGAGUUUUGUUGUUUUCAAGGAGAUUAA